AUGACGGUGUGGCAGUGGUAUAGCAGAAACGCCAUUCGCAUCCAAAUUGUCUUCCUAAUACUUGUAUCCCUGUGCUGGAUCUACGCAAAAAAAUGUAACUUCUCGCGAUGUGUGUUUCAGGGAGCGUUCUUCGGUCUGAUCAUCGGCUUUCUGAUCGGCGCCACCCGCCUGGUGCUGGACUUCGUCUACGGCCUGCCGUCCUGCGCGCAGCCCGACGAGCGACCUGGCGUGCUGCGCAACCUGCACUACCUCCACUUCGCCUGCGUGCUGUUCGCCAUCAGUCUGCUGGUCACUGUGGUGGUCAGUCUUCUCACCAAGCCCAUACCGCGCGAAAAGUUGAUCCGACUGACAUGGUGGACUCGUCACAGCAGCCAGGCCCGUCAACCAAUUGAAGAAAACCAAAGGGCGAAUGGAAAUUACGAAAUGGUGGAAAAGGGGUCCCCCAAAAAUAAAGAUGAGGAGAUCGAGGUUGAGGUCUCCAUUCCUCGUCGAGCCUGGUACUGGCUUUGUGGCAUGAGUGGCGGACACCAGACCGCUGUCAUGGAGAUGACCCCUGAGGAGAGAGAAGAUGCAGACAAGAAAAUGACCUCCAUUGCUGAGGAUCCCAAAUGGCACCGCGUGGCCUGGAUAAACGCUCUGAUCUUGACAGCAGUUGGAAUUAUAUUCUUUGGGGUAUUUGCGUAAUACUUCUGAGUAUAUGAGUUACAAUGUGCUGGUUAGAAGACGAUUCUUUUGAUUUCUGUUCAGCUUUAACUUGAAACGACAAGUUUAGUUGAAAAAAACGAUUGAAGGUUUAAUUUCUUGGGGUUUAUUUUCAUGGGGUUUAUUUUCACAAUCUUCCGGUCACAUUUGUAAUUUUACCCAAUGUAU
Messenger RNA from Patiria miniata (bat star), 870 nucleotides. RefSeq names its product sodium/glucose cotransporter 4-like. The transcript has 4 exons. The coding region runs from base 1 to 684 and encodes 227 amino acids. NCBI's taxonomy places the organism in Eukaryota, Metazoa, Echinodermata, Asteroidea, Valvatida, Asterinidae. Gene Ontology annotation, molecular function: D-glucose:sodium symporter activity. The record is from RefSeq and is a predicted model, not a curated record. Gene Ontology annotation, cellular component: plasma membrane.